CACUUAUGUCUUUUCUGUUUAUUAGCAGGCUAGUCAGUAAGCCCAAUUCACAUUCAACUCAAGAGGAUUAUACAAAACAAGGGGACAAAUCAGGAGGGAAUGCUUGAGGGCCAUCCUAGAGAUUGAAACACAUACUAAAAGAAUGCUACUUCACAGUGUCACUUCAUAUUAGGUGCAUACUUAGGACCAGUGGGGAAGCAAAAGCAGCUGACAAGUUCAGCAAGUAGGAAAAGGGUCUUUCUUUUUCCCAAAGCUUCAGACUAGAGAUGGGGUAAAUGUGCAGGAUGCAAAGAACUAGGAAUGUCUACCUCAGCAUAAUUACUUCUCUACAUAAUAAUUACCCCUAAAAUUAAAAGCUACAAUAGCAACAUCAAUGUCAGCAUCUACGAGUAUCAUAACCAACACUGCAGUGGAAACCAGGAAUGAAAAGAGCAUGAACUUUGGAGUCACAACUAUGGGCAGAUAUGUGCUCUUAAACAAGCCAUUUCAGUUCUUUGAAGUCUGUUUCCAUUUCUUUUUUUUGAGUUGAGUCUCACUCUGUCACCCAGACUGGAGUGCAGUGGCUGCUCCCGGCCACCGCAGCCUCGACCUGCUGGGCUCUGGCGAUCCUUCUGCCUCAGCCUUCCAAGUAGCUGGAAUUACAGGAGUUAAAGUUCCUCGUAAUUUUCGCUUGUUGGAAGAACUUGAAGAAGGACAAAAAGGAGUAGGCGAUGGUACGGUUAGCUGGGGCCUUGAAGAUGAUGAAGAUAUGACACUUACAAGGUGGACAGGCAUGAUUAUUGGGCCACCAAGGACAAAUUAUGAAAACAGAAUAUAUAGCCUGAAAGUAGAAUGUGGACCUAAAUACCCAGAAGCUCCUCCAUCAGUUAGAUUUGUAACAAAGAUUAAUAUGAAUGGAAUAAAUAAUUCCAGUGGGAUGGUGGAUGCACGGAGCAUACCAGUGUUAGCAAAAUGGCAAAAUUCAUAUAGCAUUAAAGUUGUACUCCAGGAGCUAAGACGUCUAAUGAUGUCCAAAGAAAAUAUGAAGCUUCCACAGCCUCCAGAAGGACAAACAUACAAUAAUUAAUUUUAGUGGAUCUCAAACUUGUCUUAAAUCAGCAACCUUUUACUCAUGUUAAUGUCUUGAUUAAAUAUCACAAUGCGAAAUACCCACACAUUAAGUAAAAGAAUUCCAGCUGGUAAACAUGACCUGGACAUUUGUAAGAAUAUAUUUAAUAUAUGUACACCCAUUAUGUUUUCAGGUAACAGGAGGAAAAAUGCGGCGUACUUUUUUUUCUCUUGUUAAGGCACUGUCAUUUAAACAUAAGCCUGGAGUACCCGAAAGAGAAUUCAGGUUGACAAGAUGAAAGCGUAGUGAGAAGUGUCAGCUGGCAGUGGAAGCAUGUGUGUUUCUGAAAAGUAAAAGUCUCAAGAAAGAAAAACAGAAAUGGCAGGCUUUAUCCAUCUUGCUUAGUGAAAGAGCUGCAGUUGAAAUUGUUUAAAGUAGCAGGUAUAAUGAAUAUCGUCAUAAAUGUUAAUUUUUGAAGUGGUAUGGGUGCUGACUACUAGUAGUAUCAAAAAUAUGUUCAGGAUUGUUUUGAUACCUGUAUUUAUAAUAAAAAAUGUUGGGGGGAUUGAUGAAUUUCUGUUAAAAGCUAUUCCUGUGUGUUACAUGUAACAGACAUGGUAAAUAUUUGUUUACAGUCUUUGUUUAACAAACCAUGCGUUUAAGUUUAAGUGAAGUAAACAUAAAGGAAAUAGGUGUAUGGAUAUGUGAUUUUGAGAUUAAAGUUAGUCUUAAAAUGUAAAUAAAAUGUGGAAUGUGUCCUCAGA
Messenger RNA from Carlito syrichta (Philippine tarsier), 1812 nucleotides. It is a transcript of the gene UBE2V2, whose product is annotated as ubiquitin conjugating enzyme E2 V2. The record is from RefSeq and is a predicted model, not a curated record. Gene Ontology annotation, biological process: protein K63-linked ubiquitination; DNA damage tolerance. Lineage: Eukaryota; Metazoa; Chordata; Mammalia; Primates; Tarsiidae. The transcript has 4 exons. Bases 749 to 1066 code for a protein of 105 amino acids. Gene Ontology annotation, cellular component: nucleus.